CCCUUAGUAAUGUUUUCGGAGACGACGAUUGGACGAGAUCCCGGGAGGAGCUUUAUUCACCUUCCUCGGGAUUGGAUAAUGUUGUUUAGUGUGCUUCCUGCCCCAUCUUUCUCCCUCACCGAUUGGUCAGGAUGGUGACGCGAAAAUGUGUUGCUCGGGCUCUGAUUGGUCAGAGUGCGCGUGUUCUGUGGGGGAGGGUCAGAACAUCAGCGGGAGAUUCAGAAAAUGGCGGAGUGUGGAACCAAAAGCCCCCUACCUGCCGCGAUGGCAGAAUCACUGAAGCUGUACGAAGCUCAGUUCUUUGGCUUCACCCCGCAGACCUGCAUGCUGCGGGUUUACAGCAGCUUCCAGGACUGCCUGUACGAGAUCCUGCUGGCCGUGGAGACGGUUAUCAUCAAGAAGAUGGGGGGCGCGACAGCCGGGCGCUCCAGCGACGGGGCAGCAGUGGCAGAGCGAGUGCGGGAGUGCACCCAGGAGUUCCUGAGCUUCCUGCAGGGGCGUGUCAGCCUCAUCUCCAGCCGCAUGGAGAUCCUCCUGCAGAGCAGCGUCCUGACGGUUCCUCAAAACGUGGUGCUGCCCGAGGACGCGCCCCACCACAAGUACCCCCACAGCAGCCAGCAGCUCGCCAAGCUGGAGGCCGAGAUGUCCCGGCUGCAGCGGCACUACCAGGCCCAGGUUUUUGCCAAGCAGGCCCUGCUGGCGGAGCUGGAGGAGCAGAGGGAGGCGCAGGCUGAGCUGGACAGGGUGCUGCAGUGGAUCGGAGAGCUGAAAGCCGCCUGGAGGGAGAGCGGCAUGGGCAACGUCCACGAGAGCCUUGACUUCAUGAUCCAGACCGCGCGCCGCCUCCAGGAGACGCUGAAGGAGAUCAGUUUGACAGGCAGUGGGAAAGACUAGCAGAGAUCCCUGUUAUUAGAUUCCUACAAACUUUCAGCCAGCUAUAAACUGUUGAUGACAAAUCUUAAAAAAAAUUAAAAAUACAAUUCUCUUAUAAAGGACUGUAUAAUAUACAGAUGCAAAACUUUCUGCCAGCUGAAAGCAAUGGUCCCUAUUUAGGGAUUUGUUGCUGCUUCUUCAUCCUCCAGCAGAGGGCGUUAAGUGAAAUUUAAAAUUAACUGGUUGACUGCACUUUCCUUUCAUGUUUGGUUUUAGUUUUUUCUGUUUUGUGUACGUUUUGAUUUUGAAUAAAUAUUGCAUUUUGUAAA
Acipenser ruthenus (sterlet) is the source of this 1202-nucleotide messenger RNA. RefSeq names its product protein MIS12 homolog. Gene Ontology annotation, cellular component: chromosome, centromeric region; nucleus. The record is from RefSeq and is a predicted model, not a curated record. The transcript is spliced from 2 exons. The coding region runs from base 226 to 894 and encodes 222 amino acids. Lineage: Eukaryota; Metazoa; Chordata; Actinopteri; Acipenseriformes; Acipenseridae. Gene Ontology annotation, biological process: mitotic sister chromatid segregation; kinetochore assembly; protein localization to kinetochore.